AUGACCAGCUUGUUCCGCCGGAGCAGCAGCGGCGGCGGGGGCGGAGGUGUUCUUCCUGUGCGCGGCGGCGGCGGGGGCACCGCCACCGCGCAGGAGCUCAACAACAGCCGGCCGGCCCGCCAGGUGCGCCGGCUCGAGUUCAACCAGGCCAUGGACGACUUCAAGACCAUGUUCCCCAACAUGGACUACGACAUCAUCGAGUGUGUGCUGCGCGCCAACAGCGGCGCCGUGGAUGCCACCAUCGACCAGCUGCUGCAGAUGAACCUAGAUGGAGGUGGAGGCAGCGUCUACGAGGACAGCUCCGACUCUGAGGACAGCAUCCCGCCGGAGGUCUUAGAAAGGACUUUAGAACCUGAUAGCUCUGAUGAAGAGCCCCCGCCGGUGUACUCCCCCCCAGCCUACCAUAUGCACGUGUUCGACAGGCCUUACCCUCUGGCGCCCCCUACUCCACCUCCAAGGAUCGAUGUGCUAGGUUCCAGCCCCCCUUCAAGUCAGAGGCGCUAUAGGAACUGGAACCCACCACUGCUGGGCAACCUCCCAGAUGACUUUCUCCGUAUCCUGCCCCAGCAAUUGGACAGCAUACAGGGUAACUCAGGGGGAUCCAAACCUGUGAGUGGAGAGGGAGGCCCUCCCCCGGCAGGGGCUGGGGUGGGCACCCGAGACCAGGAGAGCCGCUGGAAGCAGUACCUGGAGGAUGAGAGGAUCGCGCUGUUCCUACAGAAUGAAGAGUUCAUGAAGGAGCUGCAGCGCAACCGCGACUUCCUCCUGGCCCUGGAGAGAGAUCGAUUGAAAUACGAGUCCCAGAAAUCCAAAUCCAGCAGCGCGGUAGUCGGAAACGACUUUGGCUUUCCUUCUCCUGCCCCAGGAAUCAGUGAAGCCAACCCCGCUGUGUCUGAAGAUGCCUUAUUCAGGGACAAGUUGAAACACAUGGGAAAAUCCACCCGGAGGAAGCUUUUUGAACUUGCGCGGGCUUUCUCAGAGAAGACCAAGAUGAGGAAGUCCAAGAGGAAACACUUGUUGAAGCAUCAGUCGCUGGGGGCUGCGGCAUCCACAGCCAAUCUUCUGGAUGAUGUGGAGGGUCAUGCUUGUGAUGAAGACUUCCGGGGAAGGCGUCAGGAGGCACCCAAGGUGGAGGAAGCCCUAAGAGAAGGACAGUAAGAGAUUCCAGCAGCUCCUCCUUGUUGGAGAUGAUCUGACCCGGUGGUGGACAGCCAGCGAGCAAAGCAAGCCUCCAGCUGAAGGGGCCAGCUCCAGCCGGGCAGACGGUGCUUGAGUCUUGACGCCCUGUGAUUCUCCCACCACAGUCCAGCCCAUCACUGCCACAACCAAGUUCCAUGGGGCGUAGACUUUCGGAGCUGUCUUGCUGUGAUUGGAGGAAGGACCUGGGGGGGGGGUCCCCUAGAGACAUCAGCCAAUCACAGUCUCUUUUGUAACAAGGCUGUUCUAUGGGUAGUGAAUGGAAAUACAGGAACUAUCCCCUCCC
Messenger RNA from Orycteropus afer afer, 1483 nucleotides. The record is from RefSeq and is a predicted model, not a curated record. Lineage: Eukaryota; Metazoa; Chordata; Mammalia; Tubulidentata; Orycteropodidae.